CCGUAUUUUCCCACGUAAACUGAAAAAAAAAAUUCGAAAAAAGUUAAAAAUUAAAAAAUUGUGGGGUAUCUCCGUCAUCGAAAACCUAAGAAUCCGCUGAGAAAAAAAAAAUUUUUCGAAAGCUCGGUUUUUGUGGUGGGGUGACUGUCGUCCAGUCCUACCGUCAAAUGAAGCCCUCACCAGAAAACUUGUUAUGCUAAAAAUAACAGCUAAAGGUCUGGUACACAGAAAUAUGCUAUUAAGACGACUUAUCUGUUGCAUACGAUUUUUUGCCAUAUUAAGUAAAUUCCCAGGAAACGCUUCUAAUAGAAAGGCAGAAGACACCAGAAGCAAAAAUAAGGAAUAUACACGGACAGUUAAAUAUAGAAGCGUAAAAUAUACUGGAUUUUGUCCACAAUUAAAGUUUACUAUAGGAAAAACUUUUGGGCAUGCAACAGAGAAAUCAUUUAAAGAUGACGAAAUUAAUCCUUACCUUACAAAUACAGAGAAAACUUUGUUAAGACGGAAAUAUCCAGCUUUUGAAGAAAGACUUCAAAAUAACAAUGACCAGAUUUUGGAAAGAAGACGAAAUUCUCCAGGAAACAUAUUUCAAGAAAAUAUGAUAUCUGGUUAUACAGGCUGUAUUCCUUGUCUUCAAAAUUAUCACGGGCAAACCUUUCGAAAUAUUUGGCGAGAUAGUCUGACAGAGUUUGAAUAUAACCAAAUAAAAAAUAAUUUAAGAAGGCAACAACUGGGUUUUGAACCAAGCUCAAAAGUUUGUGAUAUAAAAUGUCAUUCUGGUUUUCUGAAACUCCCAGAAGUUCCCACCCUAAGUAUGACACAGACCGCACCUGACUUUCUUCCCUUUUACUCUAAGAGUCAAACCAGACCACAUGUAUCAGUUUUACAGAGAGAUAAUAUUGAUCCACAGAAAUAUCAUAUACCUGGAUAUGCAGGAUUUGUACCUCGUUAUCGACCACUGAUAGGAAGAGUAUAUCCAGAGCUGACACAUCAAGCUUUGUGCCAAUUUACUGAUGAAAUGGAAAGAAGAGAAAUGAAACCUACAAGUGCAGCUGCAUGUGAAAGUAAGAAAGGCCUUGUAGAAACCUAUAUCUAUCCAGAAAAAAGUUCUAUUGUACCAAUGUAUACAGGACAUAUUCCAGGUUUACGAGAUUCUUUUGGGAAAACAUUAGGCAACAAUACUUAUGAUAUAAGAAACCAACUAAUUAAUGAGGGAAUCAUAAAAUACUGAAUACAGAAAGAUAUUGGUUGGAUGGUUUGGUCAUUUUGCAAGGAAAGUAAAGAGUUAAUAUUUAAGCUGUAAAGAACACUAACAAAUCCAGUAUAAAAUCAUUUUCCUUUAAAAAGUCA
Messenger RNA from Octopus bimaculoides (California two-spot octopus), 1350 nucleotides. Its product is annotated as ciliary microtubule inner protein 2B. Lineage: Eukaryota; Metazoa; Mollusca; Cephalopoda; Octopoda; Octopodidae. The record is from RefSeq and is a predicted model, not a curated record.